This is a messenger RNA of Seminavis robusta, 567 nucleotides long. The record is from the annotation of a GenBank genome assembly. Lineage: Eukaryota; Bacillariophyta; Bacillariophyceae; Naviculales; Naviculaceae.
AUGCUCCCGCGGCGCUACAGUCCCAGGCAUAACCGUCGAAACUUCAUUCUCUCUUGCGAAAAUGGCAAUGCCAAUGAUCUGAGAACACUCAUCAAUCAGCAUGGGUGCAGUCCCAACUUGUUUGGAUCAAAGGAGGCCACGCGAGUGUCACCAGGAGACCCUCUGGGAUACUAUGUUUUCAAGCACCAUCGAAAAGUCAAGAAAGGUCGCUGUCCUCGAAUAAUCGUGUCAACAGAUCGAACACCACUUCACAUUUGUAUAAGGAAAGGACGUGCGGGUUGUGCAAGGCUGCUGGUCGAAGCUGGGGCGAGUCUGGAUGAGCCGGGAAAGAAUGGACAUUCAGCUACUCACCUAAUGGGGUCCAUGAGACCUACCUGGAGUAAGUGGUGGCCCCAGACACAGACGCGACUGUCCAGGGCUGAGCAAAUGGAUGUGACCGACUUUCAGAUGGAUGCAGAAGCAGAUGAUGAUGAUGAGUCCACAAACUCAGACGACAUGGAUUCAAUUGGCGAGGAAGCAGAGAGCCAUUCUCAGCUGGAUGCAGAAGUCAGAGAAUACGAAGAAUAG